Molecule: messenger RNA, 1677 nt
Organism: Phytophthora infestans T30-4
Lineage: Eukaryota; Oomycota; Peronosporomycetes; Peronosporales; Peronosporaceae
Exons: 5
Coding region: 1-1677 (558 amino acids)
Source: RefSeq, a predicted model, not a curated record
AUGCCCCCACGUCCAACUACGGGCGAGCGGAAGGCGAAUGCUAAGGGUCAGCAGCCGCUGCAAGGCAAACUGAGACCGCAGUCAGCUGCACUGCUCCCUGCUGCGCCGGAGUCGCCCUCUCGCAACGUCCCUGGAGCUGUAAACGGAGAACGUGUAGGAGCGACCAGCGAAGAAUUGAUUCGCGACCUGGAGCACAAAGUGCGAAAGGUUGUCGAGCUCAAGCGAGCCAAGAGCGACAAACUGCGUUUUGAGGUUGUCAAGAAGCGCGAAGAGGUGGAGAAGGCCAAGCUGGUACUGCAGGAUCUCAUCAAGGAUAGUGAAGCGCUGGGACUGCACUAUAAUCCUGGCAACAAUCAGAGCGAAGAAGGAGGACGCAACGACAAAAUUGUGGAGGAACCCAACCGCCUGCAACCCAUCGCAUCCAUCUCGAGACGACCCGUGUACUCGAAACACACGAAGAUUAACGAGCUGGAAACCAAGUUAGAGAAACGAGCUCAAGCUUCUCAUGAGGUACAACGCAGUUCGAUGGUGCUGGAGCAUAUUAAGAAGCGGCUGUUGAAUGAGCGCAUUGAAGUGGCGCAAGAGACGAACGAACUCAAAGCUCGAUUUGCAGAUCUGAAUCACCAGACGCAAGAGCUGCAGAAGAAAGAAAUCAACGCGAGUGAGGCUGUGAGUCAGAUUCAGACGCGACUCGUGGAGCAGAAGGCGGAGAUGGCAGUGAAUCUGCGCAAGUACAAACGUGAAGUUGAGAUGCGCCAGAAAUGGGCACGCGAGAAGGCAAAAUUUGAGAAAUACUACAAUGAUCAAAUGCAAACUCUGAUCGGUUCACCUAACAAAAUGCGCAACGUCAACAUGACCCCAUCGGAUGAAAUUGACCCGCAAGAGGAGUAUCGCCAGGCAUUUCUACGGAUGGGAUUUGGUCAUUUCAGUGAAGGUGUAGACCCGGAAGAAAUUAUUCGAACGUGGCUUUCCCAUGAGGAAAUCAUGAAGGAACUGGACGCCAAACACGACGAAGACAUGGAGCGCAUUGCCGUUUUGCGCGACCAGCUCGCGAAAUCAAGGGAUAUUGCAAACGAGAAGGUCCCGCUGUCUAAGCGUGGCACUUCGCAGCGACUUGAGGUUAAGGAGAUCGAAAUCUCCAGUGUGGAGCGAGCGCUCGCUACCGUCGUGGAUCAGUUCAUGUUUGUCGAUCAAAGUGUCCGCCCCCUAAAGAUCGGACUGCAGCAAAUACUGCAAAACGUCACAAACGACACCGUGAAUGUUGACGACAUGGCAGGAAUCGAGAAUGCGCUCAUGGGCUCAAUUGAAGAAAUGAUGAAGCUCGUGCGUGAGACUCGACACGAUUCCGACAACCCAUCGAACCGGUCACCCGCCGACGAGGUUUCAACUUCAGGCGAGGUUACCGCAGUCGGCGAACAGGCCGAACCCACCAACGCGUCGAAGGCAAUAGCAGAAUUGGGGGUGGUAUCUGCUGAGCAUUUCACUUCACCGUUUAACAUCCGUAUCCCACCAAAACCCAAGGAGCCGUAUUAUGUUCUUGGCCCAGAAGAUUUGGUCGAUUUGGACUUCGACGUCAUGGACCGAUCGACGGUGAAGCGCAUUUCAUCUCUGCUAGUCUGUACGAGUACAGGAAAGAAAGGCAAAGACGCUGAGCGAAACAGUCGAACAAAGUACUAA